Medioppia subpectinata is the source of this 1041-nucleotide messenger RNA. Lineage: Eukaryota; Metazoa; Arthropoda; Arachnida; Sarcoptiformes; Oppiidae. The record is from the annotation of a GenBank genome assembly.
GGAUUUGCCGCUCAGGAGGACACCAACCAUACGGUCGAAUGGGCUCUGUUUGAGGCGCUCGUCAAGACCCGACUCAUCCGCAGCCGUCAGACAUCCAACUAUCACCGCUGCGGUCGCACUGACAAAGGCGUGUCCGCCUUCUCGCAGACCAUAUCGCUGGACGUGAGGACUAAUCUGAAGGCAGGCAAAGGCGUGAUAACACCCGACGAUUAUGUUGAUGACGGUCGCGACGACGAGACGAACGGUGACUCUGAGCCGCAAGAAAUCAAUUAUAUUAUGAUUUUAAACAAUGUUUUGCCCGAAAAUAUUCGUGUCAUUUGUUGGACACCCGUUGAGACGGAUUUCAGCGCACGGUUUGACUGCAAGUCCAGAAGUUAUAAGUAUUUGUUCCCAAAGGGAGGACUGGAUGUCGAGCGCAUGAGAAUUGGCUGUAAUUAUCUGUUGGGCGAACACGACUUCAGAAACUUUUGCAAAAUGGAUGUCAACAACGGUGUCGUCAACUAUAGGAGGAAUAUAUUGUCCAUUGAUUUACAGCGAUAUUCGUGUGAUGCUAAUUGUGAUAUCUCUUUGGGUGAUGAGACCUAUUGGAUGUAUGCGUUGACAAUCACCGGAACGGCAUUCAUAUGGCAUCAAAUUCGAUGUAUUGUCGCUCUUCUAUUCCUCGUCGGCCAACACAGAGAAGAGCCCGAAAUAAUCCAACAAUUACUAGAUGUGGACAAACAUCCCAAUAAACCACAGUAUUGUAUGUCCGCUGACUUUCCAUUGAUUUUGUUUGACUGCAGUUAUGAUGAAAAAGAUGUUAAAGAGUGGAUAUAUGAUACCAAAGCGUCGGAUCAGCUCAUCAAACAUCUGCAGAGUUUAUGGACUAAACAAAUGGUUAAAACAGAUGUAACUAAAUUAAUGUUAAAUAGUUUAACAAAUGAUUUUAAAUCUCGCAAUACAUCCGAAGACUUGUCAGAUAAUAGUUCACUAAUCGAUACCUUAUGUAUGGGAGUCCGCCAUAAGGUGUAUAAACCUUUGCUCGAGCGUCCAAAAGUUUAG